AUGGAUUUCUUGGAACGCCAAUCGAAAACCCAAACGGCGGUGGUAAACCAGCAACUGUUGGAAAAACAUCCCAAAGAACAACAAGGAGGCGCGGGAGUUGAGAAUGGCAUUGAAACGACCGAGGCUCGUGAAGAUCAUCCUUUUGAUGGUAUUCCUUUCGCUCAAAACGAAGAAAUGGAAGCUGAGGAAAUUGAUGGCUUCUUGUUGCCCUUUGAUGUGGAAGACCUGUGA
Molecule: messenger RNA, 231 nt
Organism: Seminavis robusta
Lineage: Eukaryota; Bacillariophyta; Bacillariophyceae; Naviculales; Naviculaceae
Source: the annotation of a GenBank genome assembly